AUGUCAAUCUUUGCCUGGGCAACCCGCCGUUCGGGUGGACUGGCCAUGAUUGCUUUGUUAGCCCUCAGCUACUGGGUCAUCUCGAAGGAAGCGACUGCACCCCGACACCCUUUCGAAUAUAAAGACCGAAAUAUAGAGCCGGGCGACUUCUCGAAGCUCCACGGGGCAGGCAACUGGACAGUCUUGUUCGCGUAUUACUGUCUUCUGAUCCAUAUCCUCGUCUCCUUGUUCCCGCUCCGCGCGUGUUGGUCCAUCCUUGACCUCACCAAGAACAUGAGGAAGGCCCGAGCCAAGACCCUCCGUGAACUAAAGAUGACUGGCCAGCGACGUGGCUCCUCGACUUCUCUUUCGAGCUCCGACACCCUCUCUGCAUCCUCCCAAAGCGCUUCUUCCUCGAGUAGCGAAGCCGGCGAUUUUGAAGUCGAGUUCCCGAAUGCCGAGAACAAUGUUGUCCAUGCGAUCAUUAUUCCGAACUAUAAGGAGGAAAUGGAUACGCUUCGGGAGACUCUCGAUGUUCUGGCUUCGCACCCGUUUGCCAGCACCUCUUAUGACAUCUACCUGGGAAUGGAGGAACGAGAGCCACAGGCGGCUACCAAAGCUUUGCAGCUCGUUGAAGAGUUCUCCGCCAAGUUCCGAUUCAUUGGUUAUACCGUCCAUCCUGGUGAUAUUCCUGGAGAGUCUGCUGGCAAGGGAAGCAAUGUCGCCUGGGCAGCUAGAAAGCUGAGCGAGAGGUAUCCGAUCGAGAAGCGAAAGAAUGUAAUCGUGACUGGUAUCGAUGCGGACAGCCAUCUUUCCUCCAACUAUUUUGCGCUCGUCACCUCGAUGCACAUCAGCUCUCCCGAAACUGCCACGAAAACCCUCUAUUCGGCCCCGAUCAUCUUCGAUAGAAACGCCCACAAUGUGCCUGCAAUUGUUCGGGUCGCCGAUAUCCUCUGGUGCGCCGCCGGUCUUUCCGGCCUGUACAGCGGCUCCACGAUCGCUCCUCCGACGUCGGUUUAUUCGUUGAGCCUCGAGCUUAUCGACCGGGUCGGCGGCUGGGAUUGCGAUAGCGAGGCCAUCGGAGAGGACCUGCACAUGUAUCUCAAGUGCUUCUUCGCCCUCAAUGGCAAUCUGACGUCUCGAACUGUUCUGAGUCCCGUAAGCCAAAGCAAUGUGACGGGAGGCGGAAAGGAUGGCAUGAUGGGCAUUUAUAUGGAUAUGAACGCACGUUAUAAGCAGGCUCUGCGCCAUAUGUGGGGCGCUCUCGAUACUGGGUAUGCCCUGCGGAAGCUCGUCGAAUUAUGGCGCGAGAGAAAACGAACUUCCCGGGCCUUCCGGCCACUGCACAAGACUAUCGGUGAUGCGUCCGAUUCGUAUGUGCCUGACCACCACCCUGUCGCCGGGGAUCUUGAGGCUGGCCCUGACGGUGGCAUCUUCUCGGACACCAUAGUCGACAACCUCGACGGACCUCACUGGGAGCGUAUCUUCUACCUCUGCCAUCGUCUGUUCGAGGCCCACUUCCUUCCCGUCCAGAUGACAAUUCUCGUAUUCACAUCUGCCCUGUAUAUGUGGUUCACCAAGGAUGCUUUGGACGUCCACAACCUGGGCUGGAUCUUUUCCGUAUGCAACGUCUUGCGCGCCGCGGGCUUCAUGGAAGUCGUCGUAUAUCUCGGCCUGUAUGAACGCUUCCACCGCAUCUGCGUCAAAUCGAGGCAGCAGGAGAUGACAGACGCGGGCCUAGCCGUCGGCAUGAGGUUCUCUCACAGGACUUUGAAGAAGAACCUCGUCGACUAUGUCAUGGCCCCCCUCGUUGCUCCCAUCUACGGAGCGAUACCGUGUGCGCAGGCGCAGAUCUGCCAUUUCUGGACGGUCGACCUGGUGUACGCGGUAAGUAAGAAGGUGACGCGGAAGCGCGCCGCUUCGCUCAUGGCGGAGAAGGUAUAA
Messenger RNA from Scedosporium apiospermum, 1923 nucleotides. RefSeq lists its product as uncharacterized. NCBI's taxonomy places the organism in Eukaryota, Fungi, Ascomycota, Sordariomycetes, Microascales, Microascaceae. The transcript has 4 exons. The record is from RefSeq and is a predicted model, not a curated record. The coding region runs from base 1 to 1923 and encodes 640 amino acids.